CCCUUCUCAAGACAAACCCACCCAAGAAAGGGAGAGAGAGAGAGAGUUUAGAGAGAGAAAGAGAGCUUUUGUUUCAGCAAAUUUGCAGAAAGGCAUCAAUGGCAUCUUUCUGCAUUGCAAAAAUGCCCCUGGCAUUGUUCUUCGUCCUCUCCAUGCUCCUUCAUGGCGCAUUCGCUGAGAUUGUAUGCGAGAAUUUGUCGAAAGACAAGUGCGCCUUUUCAAUUUCAUCAGCUGGCAAGCGAUGUGUGCUAGAGAAAUACGCAGGGAAUGAUGGUGAUGAGGCAGAGUUCCAGUGCCGCUCCUCCGAGGUGGUGGUCGAGAGGCUCAGCGAAUGGAUCGAGACCGAAGAGUGUAUUCAAGCAUGUGGACUUGAUAGAAACUCUGUCGGGAUCUCAUCGGACUCACUCCUCGAGCCACAGUUCACUGCUAAGCUUUGCGCAACAGCUUGCUUCAACAAUUGCCCUAAUGUUGUCGAUCUCUACGUCAAUCUUGCAGCUGGAGAAGGGGUGUUCUUGCCUGAGCUAUGUCAAGUGCAAAGAAUCAACCCAAGACGCGGCAUGGCCGAGCUUCUGAGCUCAGGAGUUGCGGGGGGGCCUGAGCCCUCUGUUGCAGCGUUUUCAAUGAUUGCCCCAUCUCCAUCUGCCAUAUAAAUUUAGAACUUUUUGUUUCUCUUUUUUGUGAAAUUCUCUCAUUCUUGUACAUGAUUGAGCAGAUGAUUAAAGGGGGGUUCACACUUUGUUAGUUUUUUUAUGAGAGCUUAAGCAUUUGUUCAAGCUUUAUAGCCGAGUUAUACACACCUAUUCUUAUAUAUUACAGUUCUGUUAUGAUCUAUGAAUAAACAGUAUACUUACGAGUAUUGCUAAUUACAA
Molecule: messenger RNA, 869 nt
Organism: Amborella trichopoda
Lineage: Eukaryota; Viridiplantae; Streptophyta; Magnoliopsida; Amborellales; Amborellaceae
Product: PAR1 protein
Source: RefSeq, a predicted model, not a curated record